Messenger RNA from Musa acuminata AAA Group (dessert banana), 1086 nucleotides. RefSeq lists its product as uncharacterized. The transcript has 5 exons. The coding region runs from base 159 to 794 and encodes 211 amino acids. NCBI's taxonomy places the organism in Eukaryota, Viridiplantae, Streptophyta, Magnoliopsida, Zingiberales, Musaceae. The record is from RefSeq and is a predicted model, not a curated record.
UGUUGGGUGUAGUAGCCGUUCAACUCGCGGUGUAUUCGCCUCUUCUCGUUCACCCCCAUCCCCAUUCUUUGUUCUCACCCUUCUCCUCCGGUCCUCCUCUAUAUUUCUCCUCCUUAUCCUCCUUGUCUCACGGCAAAUCCAUCUCUCUUAAUCGACCCAUGAGGCACCCUCUCCUCGCCAAUUCCGCCUCCAAUUUUCCCCGCGAUGGUCCCGACGACGACGGUGGCGACGAGGUGCUUGCGGGCCUCGAUUCGGCCUCCAGAAACAGCGAAGGGGAGGACAGGUUCGAAAUCGAGGUCGAGAAGGUCGGGGAGCAGAAGAAUAAGCGGAGGAUACAGUCCCGGGUCCGUGUGAACGCCGACUUGGAGUCGGUGUGGAGCGUCUUAACGGACUACGAAGGCCUCGCCGACUUCAUCCCCAGCUUGGCCGUCAGCCAGCUGCUCGACAAGAAGGACAAGUUUGCGCGGCUUUAUCAGGUCGGUCAGCAAAACCUGGCGCUCGGUCUCAAGUUUGAUGCAAAGGGUGUCCUAGAUUGUUACGAGAGAGAUCUCCAGAUUGGAUAUGAUGUUGAUGAAGAUGAGAAGAUUCUGGCGGGGAAAGAAUUCCAGACGACACUGUCCUAUGUCGUGGAGUUGGUGCCAAAGCUUUGGUUACCUGUCCGCCUUAUUGAAGGGAGACUUUGCAGGGAAGUCAAAACUAAUCUUUUAUGUGUUCGAGAAGAAGCUCAAAGAAUCCAAAGAAUGAAAGGCGAAAUGCUUGACAUCUGGAGACCCUGUCAUAGGAAUGGCCAGUAAUAAAGUAGGUCACUUUGUUGGGAGCCUCACUUGUUAUCUGCUGCACAGGCAGCAGGACUGCAGCUCCCUUUUAAGCAUAUGUAAUGCAAAAAGCUGCUACCUGCCAUCAUUCAAGGUGCAUCUCCUAAAGCUAAUCAGCAGAAGAUACAAGGUUAGCAUUGGCUUCCAACCAAUCUUUGUAACAGAGACCAUUGAGAGCUCUUAUGAAAACUUCUUUCUAGCUAAACAUGUUUUAAGAACUUACAUAAUGGGGUGUAUAUUUGAAAAUAACUUUGGCUGAUGCCUUUGGACC